ACAGGUUUAUUCUUUGAAUAUUGCGUUCUCAUCGCAGAAUAAUCUUUUCAAGCGCCUCAAUUGAGUUUACUAAAGAUUUCCUGUUCAAACGCCUUCACGUUAUUCAUUUAAAUAGACUCGAUCAUAUGAACAUAAACAAAAUAUUCGUAAAUGUCAACUCUGUGGUUUUUAAAUAUUUAAAUCACACGAAAGCUUAUGUAAACACAGGCGUGAGGACUCGUUUACUCCCGGCCCCUCAGUUAUUUUUUAUUUUCACACUUUUCUCGCGUCUAGAUAUGUUAUUUUGACAUUGCGGCCGCCUCCGGACGUUCGAUCGUAAUUGCCGAGGUGAUUAGAUGGAGAAUCCGGUGUAAUGAACGUUAUCAGUCAGAAAAUAGUCAACGCCGUUGUUUUUGAAUUCUCGGCACACGCGUGGACAGUUCACAGCUGUAGCGACGCUCUCGUGGACGGGCCGCGGGGUGAAGUGCGUGGAGUCUGCGCUGUUUCUCCGCAAGUGUCAAGUGGUACUGAGAAUUAUCAAACCGAGAUUUAUCGUGUUGGACGCACGUGAGGCGAUGGAUCCAGUGCUAUCGUGACAUGGGAGAGGAGUUUUGGGGGUUGCAAGAGUGCCAUGGACGUUUGACAGCAGCAGGCGAGUCCUCAGGGUCAUUUUUUACCGGAGUUUUUGGGUUAUUGAAGAGUCGGUGGAGUUUUAAUUGUUGGGGAGAUGACGAGAGUGAAAAUAAAUGGGCAACAGUUGCCCAUAAAGGCUCAUUAUUUCUUCUUCAUGGCAGCGAUGGGUCCUAUUCUGCCGUUCCUUCCUGUUUACGGGAAACAGCUUGGAGUGUCGUCAGUGGCUAUGGGGACGAUCACGGCUGUCCUGCCGUUUCUCUAUCUCCUGUCGAAACCGGUGUUUGGGUUCCUCGUGGAUUAUUUCCGCAACUGGAGGAAGAGCAUCUUCAUCGGCAUUCUGAUCGGGUGCUCUCUGUCCUUUGUGUUGUUGUAUUGUUUACCGAGAAUACCGGAGUUGCCUAAGGAUGCUGAGCACAAUGAAAAUUUCACGAGGGGACUUGUCUGUGGGAAUAUUGAACCCUGCGGAGAUCAGAAAAAUGACACAUGCUCCAAGAAUCAUAAAUCUCAAAUCAUUUGCUCACACGUGUGCAACACGACGAUUCAACGGUUCUACGUGACCAUGAAAUUGGCUGACCUUGAUGGAAAGCACUUGGCACCGCAGUGUGUGAUUGCUGAUGAGUCUGAUUCGAGGGAAAUUGAUCCCUCGAUCUGCACCCCUAGCCCAGAAUGCAGCAUCAAAUGUCCGAUCAGGCAUGAUGACAUGGAGAUUGAUAACUCUUGUCUUCUCAGGAGCUACAGCUUUUGGGUUUUUGUGCUUCUGUUUUCCCUUGGGAGCAUCGGGUUCAACGUCAGCAAUUCUAUCAGUGAUGCCAUAUGCUUCGAUGUUCUUGGGGAAGGUGGACACAUGGGAUACGGGAGGCAACGAGUCUGGGGGACAAUUGGCUUUGGAAUAGCAGCAUUGAUCUCUGGUGGAGCCAUUGACUUAGCAUCCAAGGGCCACAUUGUCAAGUCUUACACACCAGCUUUUUUACUGGUCGUCAUAUUCACGAUUCUGGAUGUUUUUUGCUGCAAGAAACUAGAGCUACCAAUAAUCACGAGCUCCAAAAACAUCGCCAAAGACGUCCUGAAGCUCCUGAAAACCCAAGUAAUCUCGAUAUUCCUCAUCUUCGCAACAAUAGCCGGAAUUCUUGACAGCUUCAUCAUCUACUUUUUAUUCUGGUACCUGGAAGAUCUUGCCAUCCAGACAAAUCACAUGGACCAGAUUAAAUUGAUCGAAGGGUUGAUCGUAGCAGCUGAGACACUCGGUGGUGAAGUGGUGUUCUUCUCCCUCUCUGGAAAAAUCCUGAAGAAAUUCGGCUACGGGCACAGCCUGACAUUUUGCUUCAUCUGCUACGGCCUCCGUUUGGGCCUAAUAUCCCUGGUGUCGAAUCCCUGGUGGGUAAUUCCCAUUGAACUUCUCAUGCAGGGGCCAACUUAUGCGCUUUGUUACACGAUUAUCGUGGGAUUUGCCAGUGUUGUUGCACCUCCGGGGACUUCGGCUACUGUUCAGGGGAUUGUCGCUGGGAUGGAUGAUGGACUUGGGUUCGCAGUGGGUAGUUUAUUAGGUGGAAUUUUGUACAAAAAAAUUGGAGGACCAGCGACACUGCAGGUAUUUGCCACGCUGGCUGGAAUAACUGCUGUGACUUACUUCAUCAUAUACUGGACGAUAUUGAAGGAGAAAAUGCCAAAGACGAGGAGACAAGACAGAAACAAUGAAGCGAGCAGUAGAGACGAGAUUGCAUGGAGCAGUCCUGAGGCUGCAGCCCUGAAAUGUCAAACCUUUGACGCUUAAUUAUUAUGAUCACAUUCUCACGAUGCCAUAUUUUGUUGAAUAUAUUAUCAACUGAUAUUUUUA
Molecule: messenger RNA, 2446 nt
Organism: Diachasma alloeum
Lineage: Eukaryota; Metazoa; Arthropoda; Insecta; Hymenoptera; Braconidae
Product: major facilitator superfamily domain-containing protein 6
Exons: 6
Coding region: 707-2383 (558 amino acids)
Cellular component (GO): membrane
Source: RefSeq, a predicted model, not a curated record